Messenger RNA from Nipponia nippon (crested ibis), 975 nucleotides. The record is from RefSeq and is a predicted model, not a curated record. NCBI's taxonomy places the organism in Eukaryota, Metazoa, Chordata, Aves, Pelecaniformes, Threskiornithidae.
AUGGCCGCGGGCCAGGCAGAGCAGCUGCUGUGGAGCGACUACACGGUGGAGGUGCGCCUGAACGACUACCUGGACAUCAUCUGCCCGCACUAUGAGGAGGGGAGCGUGGACCCCCGCGCCAUGGAGCGCUACACCCUCUACCUGGUGGAACCCGAGGAAUACCAGGCCUGCAAGCCCCGAUCCAAGGAGCAGAUCCGUUGGGAAUGCGACAAACCCAGCGCCCUCCACGGCCCCGAGAAGUUUUCGGAGAAAUUCCAGCGCUUCACCCCUUUCACGUUGGGGAAGGAGUUCAAGGAGGGGCACAGCUACUACUACAUCUGUGAGUGCCCGGGGGUCCCGCCCAACCUGAGCUGGCUGGGCUACGGCUGCCUGAAGCAGGACCGGACGCUGAUCGCCGUCAACACCGUCGGGGCGGCCCUGCAGACCCUCUACAUCCUGGCGUACCUCUACUACAGCCCCGCGAAGCGCCCCGUGCUGCUGCGGAGCCUGCUGCUUCUGGCUGUGCUGGUCGCCGGCUACGGCUACUUCACCCUCCUGAUUGCCGACGCGCGGACGCGCCUGGGGUGCCUGGGGCUCUUCUGCAGCGUCUUCACCAUCAGCAUGUACCUCUCGCCACUGGCCGACCUGGCCAAGAUUGUCCGGACCAAGUCGACGCGCUGCCUGUCCUUCCCCCUGACCGUCACCACCUUCCUGGCCUCCACCAGCUGGACGCUGUACGGCCUGCAGCUCCGCGACCCCUACAUCACGGUCCCGAACGUGCCGGGCAUCAACCGGGGCGGCCGAGCGGUCGCUGGGGCUGGCAUGUGCCGGGAGCGGCUGGCGGGAGCGGCCGUGACGUGGCCCCCCCAGGCGCGAGGCCGGAGGCGAGCGGAGCGUCUCCCCGGGGACGCGAGUGCCCGCAGCGGGCACGUGGCCGUGCAGAGAGGCUCUACUGCCGUGCUGCUGCCUGCUGAGCUGCCGGAGGGCUGUGAGUAG